CCAGCCUCCAGCCCCCCACCGCCGGGAACUCGUACUUGGAGGCCGGUGAUCAGGAUCUACGCAGCCUUCAUUUCCUGGUGUGGAGGAGGCAGCUAGGCCGGCACAGGAGAAAUGGAGCCCGAGUCCUUCUACAACCUGCUGCAGCGUCCUAAGGUGGUGGGGCCGCCGGCGGAGGAGGAACUCCCACAAGGAGAAAAGAAGAAAUACCUGCCGCCCACGUCCCGGGGGGAUCCCAAAUUUGAAGAACUGCAGAAGGUCCUGAUGGAGUGGAUUAAUGCCAAGCUCCUCCCAGAGCACAUCGUGGUCCGCAGCCUGGAGGAGGACAUAUUCGAUGGGCUCAUCCUGCACCACCUUUUCCAGACACUGACCGGGCUCAAGCUGGAAGUGGAGGAGAUGGCCCUGACCGCCCCGAGCCAGAGGCGCAAGCUCGAGGUGGUCCUCGAGGCCGUCAACGGCAGUCUGCAGGUGGGGGAGCAGCAGCUCAAGUGGAGCGUGGCAACCAUCUUCAGCAAGGACCUGCUGGCCACCUUGCAUCUGCUCGUGGCCCUGGCCAAGCGCUUCCAGCCUGACCUGCCCCUCCCGACCAAUGUCCGGGUGGAGGUGAUCACCAUGGAGAGCACCAAAAGUGGCCUGAAGUCAGAGAAGUCAGUGGAACAGCUCACUGAAUGCAGCACAGAAAAGGACCAGCUGGCAAAGGACGUCUUCGAUGAAUUAUUUAAGCUGGCUCCGGAGAAAGUGAACACGGUGAAAGAGGCCAUUGUGAACUUCGUCAACCAGAAGCUGGACCGCCUGGGCCUGUCUGUGCAGAAUCUGGACACCCAGUUUGCAGACGGGGUCUUCUUACUCCUGCUGAUUGGACAACUGGAAGGCUUCUUCCUGCACUUGAAGGAGUUUUACCUCACUCCCACCUCUCCUGCGGAAAUGCUGCACAAUGUCACCCUGGCCCUGGAUCUGCUGAAGGAUGAAGGUCUGCUCACCUACCCCGUCAACCCUGAAGACAUCGUGAAUAAGGAUGCCAAGAGCACUCUGCGGGUCCUCUACAGCUUGUUUCAAAAGCAUAAGCUGAAAGAAGGCAGAGACAGCAGCACACCCUGUGGAUCCCCAAAUUAACUGUCGCCAGCCCCCAAAGCUGCUUCUUGGCACCUGCCUGCUGCCCCAGCGAAGGCCCAAGGGCCACAGAGGGGCCUCCCAUCUGGCGGCCAGCGGCCCUGUCCCCUGUGUGUCCCCCGCAUGCCUGCCCCGCCGCCCCCCCCCCCGUCCCGUUUCCAUCUGAGAAUCUGAAUUCACUAGGCAUGGAUCUGUUCUGAGCCAGCCUGGCCUCACUCAGUUUAUAUUAACAAGCGCAUUUCUGGGAGGGAUCCCAGGAGCCUGCAGUGUCCUGGGAGAUGCAGUUAAAAUCUGCAUGUGUAUGAGCUGAGGCCCCUCACCCCCAGCGCAGCUCCCCUUGCCAUGGGGCCCGGCCUGGACGGUGCUCAGAGUCCCACCUCCAAGGGCACCUGUGGGGGCACCUGCCAGAGCAGCUGAGGCCCAGCCAUGCUGACCUCCACUCGGGCUCUAGGGCCUGACUUGGGAGCAGAAAGGACUCUCAGGUGUCCGGGCUGAUGGCCAGAGGACCCAGCCUGCCCACAGUCAGCUGCCGCCAGCCUGCCUCUCGCUUGGGGUGAAGGGCCCCAGAAUCGGCCUCUGGAGGCAGGAGCCCCAUGUGACUCCAAAACCAAGCCCCUGAGCCACUUGGGGAAGUUAAGUCAGUGACUCACCAGAGGAGCCGUGGCCCAGGCCCACCCCUACAGCUGUCACAGAGAGCCUUGCCCGGAGGUCAUGAAGGAGAAAUCUUUGUGCUCCCCCCAUCUGUCCUGGGAGGUACCUUGCCUGCUCUGGUGAGACUUGGCACUUGCUGCCCACGUUUCUCAAAGAAUAUGUCCCCGUAGGAGGUUGACCACGGCUGUCCCAGUAGCUGACAUGUGGUGGGAACCAGCCAGGGCAAGGCUCCGUGGGCGGGGGUCGGGGCUGUUGUGGGCACCCUGGGGCUGCAGCUGGGCUUCUCCCUUGCGUUCCAAGCUCCAGGCCCCCGUGGAUGACAUAGCCCGAUAGAUCUGGGGUUGUCACAGUUUGACGGCCUUGGAUUUGGGGAGGGGCUUUGGGGUUGGGGGCUGGUGUGGGCUCGGCCCUCUUUGCCAGACCAGCUGGAGGUGGAGCUUGGGAGGACGUCCUACAGGGAGUGACACCAGGAGCCUUGGGGUCGGUGUCUGAGUGUGAUAGCUUCUCCAGGGGUCUUCCUUCCACACCACCCCCAUGCACCUGCACUUUCCCCUCCGAUUCACAGGGGAUUAGGUAUAGAUGAGGUCACGAGGGUAGGGCCCUCGGGAUGGGAUUAGCAUCCUAACAAAGAGAGGAAGAGACACCAGAGCUCUCUGCCAUGUGAGAACACAGCAAGAAGGUGGCCAUCUGCGAGGCACGAAGAGGGCUCUCACCAGGAACUGAAUCAGGCACCUUGAUCUUGGAUUUCUAGACUCCAGAAGUGUGACAGAUGCAUGUCUGUUCUUUAAGCAACCGCCCACCCCGUCUGUGGUGUUUCAUCAUAGCAGCCGCAGCUGACUGACUCAGGUUCCCAAUACCACUAGCCAUGAUGGAAGAUAAAAUCAAAACCACAGGAGAUAUCACUGCACAGCUCCUAGAGUGGCUAAACAGAAAAGCCCGACAGUACCAAGUGUGGACAAGGAUGUGGGGCCGCCAGAAUUCUCACACGUUGCUGGUGGGAAUGCAAAAUGGUACAUUGACUUUGGAAAGGAGUUUGACCGUUUCUUAUUCACUAAAACACACACCGUAGGACCCAGGCAUUUCACUGCGAGGGGUUAAUCUAAGAUCGAUGAAAACACGGGUCUAUGCAAAGACUUAUGCAUGAACAGCAACACUACUAGAAAAAACCUCAGAGUGGGAAGAACCCAAGGGUCGCUGGUGAACGCAACACAACACCGGUGUCCGUACAGUGGGUUCUGCUGGGCCCCGAGGGAAGGCGUGUUGAUACAGAAACAAUGAGGAAGACACUGGUAGCACUGGGCAGAGUGGAAAAUUGGAGACGUGGCAGGCUAAGUACUGAUGAUACAGUUGAUACAAAUUCUAGAAAAGGCAAAACUGCAGCGGGGGCGGGGGGUGGUCCCCAGUGAUGUGGGAAACAAAUGGAGAAGAGAAAGUAUUAAAUCUUCUUCCCUACAGCCCACUGAUGAGUCCUUGAAAGAGGCAGGGUGACCCUCUCUGGGAGCUCAGCUGCAUCGAUGUGAUACUCUGCUGAGAGCAAAGGAGAACCUUAGUCCGACCCCCAGGAUCCUGUGAGUCUACUUUAACAUAUAAAAAUUCCUACAGAAAUUCCCUCUAUCUCUAAAUCCCCCGAGACGUGUGUUGGCGAUCACCCCCAAGCACACGGCCCACCGAUACACAUCUGGAGGGUCUCAUGACUCAGGUUUUAAUAGAUGGUCAUCAAUGACCCUUUCCCAACAACAGCUGGCCCCUCAAGGUCCUGGAAACCUUGCUUCCAAAAUCCCUUAGAGACCUGUGCCAGCCCAACCCCCUCCCAACUUGAAACCAUAAAAAGGGCCACUCCUCACCACCCCAGUGCAGCUCUUCCUGCCCAGGGUCCUGUCCGCGUGCUUUAAUAAAAUCACCUCCUUGC
This is a messenger RNA of Nyctereutes procyonoides (raccoon dog), 3667 nucleotides long. It is a transcript of the gene PARVG, whose product is annotated as parvin gamma. Gene Ontology annotation, biological process: actin cytoskeleton organization; cell projection assembly; establishment or maintenance of cell polarity. The record is from RefSeq and is a predicted model, not a curated record. Gene Ontology annotation, cellular component: actin cytoskeleton; focal adhesion; cytoplasm. Gene Ontology annotation, molecular function: actin binding. NCBI's taxonomy places the organism in Eukaryota, Metazoa, Chordata, Mammalia, Carnivora, Canidae. The transcript is spliced from 13 exons. The coding region runs from base 112 to 1110 and encodes 332 amino acids.